CCCUUUAUCUAUAGUUUCUAUUGCGAGUUCUUUUUCAAAGUUGUUUUUUUGGUAUACAUAAAACUCACCAAGCCCUCUGUUAAUACCAGAAAGCUUCAGCAGCUCUUCCUCCCAUUCUUUCCACACCCCCUCCUUACCCCUUUCCUUUCUGCCCUGUCUCUCCACCUGCUUGCUGUCAAAACGCCAAACAAAGAGCGUCUCCACCUCUCUGCUCCCCCAGCUGUUGCUGGGAGGGCUUAGGUCCGGGAGAAAUAAAAGAGAGAGACAUUUAUGUUCCGCCCCCAAAAGCUGUGCAGACAAUCCUAACAGGAGGCAGACGAGCCGGGCUUUCUCACAGAAAGUGACACUGAACCACAGAGAGCAGAGGAAUCAGCUCCAAACAAGGGUCAAGUUGAAACCCGGUAUCUUGAUCAACGGCUGUCACCUGCUUUGACACGUCCUCUCUGAUCCCCCUCAGGGAUUCCCAGCAGGACGAGGAAAGAAACGCCCAGUCUGAGCUCCACCAUGGUCCUGUGUGAGGAUGGCGAGUGCAGUGUCUGCCUCCUGCCUUACUCCCGCACAGACAGGAUCCCCCGGGUGCUCCACUGCAGACACACCUUCUGCGAGCUGUGCCUGGAGACCAUAUCCCGGGUCAGGAGCGGCCUCCUCACCGUGGCCUGCCCCCUGUGCCGCCGGGUGACCUGCAUAGGCAGAGGCCUCAGCCUGCCGGAGGCCCUGUGGGUCAACAGCAAGCUGUGGGAGCAGAUACCACAGCUGCUGACAGAGGAGGAGGAGGAUGGAGAGAAAGGAAGAGCCGAGGUGGAGAGGAUGGAGGCUAAACAGCAGCCCUCAUUACAAGCAGAGUGCGGUUCCUCCAGGCCUUCUUCCACGAGGCUCAGACUGCCGGCCAUCUUCAGGAGGUUCAGCUGGACCAAGCAGCAGCGGGAGACCAUCAUCCCUGACAGCAACGUAGAAAUGAAAUCAUGGCGCAGACUCUCAGCGGAUGAUAUCUUUUAAGGAAUUACAUUUUACAGCAAAGAAAAGGAAA
This is a messenger RNA of Cyprinodon tularosa, 1027 nucleotides long. RefSeq lists its product as uncharacterized. Gene Ontology annotation, biological process: protein ubiquitination. The coding region runs from base 505 to 996 and encodes 163 amino acids. The record is from RefSeq and is a predicted model, not a curated record. Gene Ontology annotation, molecular function: ubiquitin protein ligase activity. The transcript has 4 exons. Lineage: Eukaryota; Metazoa; Chordata; Actinopteri; Cyprinodontiformes; Cyprinodontidae.